Bombus huntii is the source of this 5243-nucleotide messenger RNA. RefSeq names its product intraflagellar transport protein 122 homolog (gene Oseg1). NCBI's taxonomy places the organism in Eukaryota, Metazoa, Arthropoda, Insecta, Hymenoptera, Apidae. Gene Ontology annotation, biological process: protein localization to cilium; intraciliary retrograde transport; non-motile cilium assembly. The record is from RefSeq and is a predicted model, not a curated record. Bases 430 to 3933 code for a protein of 1167 amino acids. The transcript has 18 exons. Gene Ontology annotation, cellular component: intraciliary transport particle A; non-motile cilium. Gene Ontology annotation, molecular function: protein binding.
UGUUCAUCGAAAGCCGAUGAAGUUAUAUGAAGAAGCAGAGCACGGAAUUGGUCGAUUUCGAUGUUCUGUCAGUCGUGGGAAAUGUAGACAGUAUGCAGGAUUAAUUCAUUUUUUGGUGAAGUUCGCCUUCCUUUAAAUAAAGCAAUUAAAUUAAUGUACUGCUUUGUGCGAGAUUUCUCAUAUGAGAAUACCGCGCAUGAACUAUGCGACCCCACCUUAGGCAAUGAUUGUGCGCUACUGUCAACCGUAACAAUUGCCGCGUGGUUUCGCUGCUGUUGGGAGAUAACAGUGGAUAACUUUUUAAACAUACAGGCAAAGAAACCGAAAUUAUGGGGAAUUCCGGAAUUUGGGUCUCCGAUUAAUGUUCUGGUACCUUAUGUAACAGUUCGAUAUUUGAAAAGUGUUUAUAGAAAACACUAACAAUAAACAAUGCAAGCUUCUCCUACUUGGGUUGAUAAAGUCCAAGAUAAAUCUGAACAAUGUAUAUAUGAUCUAUGUUUUAAUCCAGAUGGAACUCAGUUAGUUAUUGCUGCUGGACAACAAGUUCUUGUUUAUGAAACUAAUGAAGGUACUUUAAUUCAACCAUUAAAAGGGCAUAAAGAUAUAGUUUAUUGUGUAUGUUAUGCAAGAGAUGGCAAAAAAUUUGCAUCAGGUAGUGCUGAUAAAAGUGUUAUUAUCUGGACAUCAAGAUUAGAAGGCAUACUUAAAUAUUCACAUAAUGAAGCUGUUCAAGCUAUGCAGUUCAAUCCAGUAUCACAUCAACUUUUAAGUUGUUCUUUGUCAGACAUAGCACUCUGGUCUGCAGAACAGAAAGCAGUUGUAAAGCAUAAAUCAAGAGGAAGAGUAAAUUGUUGUGCUUGGACAAAUGAUGGUCAAUAUUUAGCAAUUGGCUUGGCAUCUGGCUAUGUCUCUAUUAGAAAUAAAAAUGGAGAAGAGCAAACACGAAUUGAUAGACAAAAUGGAAUACCUAUUUGGAGCUUGUUGUGGAAUCGUCAAUGGGAAGAUUUAGCAGAAGUUCUCUGUAUUGCAGAAUGGAAUGGAACCCUAUCGUUUUAUUCAAUUUCAGGAAAAUCAUUGGGGAAAGAUAGACAACUCAAUUUUAUGCCACUUAAAAUGUGUAACUUUGCAGGAGAUCAAUAUAUUUUAAUUUCUGGAAGUAAUAGACAGUGUUUAUUAAUGACAUAUGAUGGAAUACAAUUGAUUAACAUUGGUGGUACAUUUUCCUCCUGGGUUUGGAGUUGUGCUGUACAUCCAAAUUCUACACAUGUUGCAUUAGGUUGUCAAGAUGGUACAAUAACAUAUUUGCAGUUAUCUUGGGAUGUUAUACAUGGAUUAUAUGGAGAUAGAUAUGCAUAUAGAGAAAAUAUGACUGAUGUAAUAAUACAAAAUUUAAUUACUAAUCAAAAAGUUCGCAUUAAGUGCAAAGAUUUGAUAUAUCGUAUUGCUGUGUAUAGAAACAGAUUAGCAGUUCAAUUAUCGGAACGUGUAAUAAUUUAUGAACCAUCAAAUUCCAAUGAUGGAAUGCAUUAUCGAAUAUAUGAAAAAUUAAAUCAAACAUUAAAUUGUAAUUUACUUGUUGUCACUACGAACAACUUAAUUUUAUGUACAGAAAGACAAUUACAAAGUCUAUCUUUCAAUGGUACAAUAGAAAGAGAAUGGAUACUUGAUGGACUUAUAACUUAUAUAAAAGUUGUUGGUGGACCAAUUGGACAAGAGUGCCUUAAUGUAGGUUUAAAUACUGGCUAUAUAGUAAAAAUAUAUUUAGAUAAUCCUUUCCCAGCAUAUAUAAUAAAAGUUGAGGGUUCUGUAAGAUGCCUCGAUAUCAGUUCAUUAAAGGAAAAAAUUGCUGUUGUUAGUGAUCAUGGAGUCCUUUCUGUAUUUGAUUUAUAUACAGAGGAAAAACUGCAAGAAUUUCAAAAUGUAAAUAGUGUGACAUUUAAUAAUAGUUUUGAAGAUAUAAUGUGUUUUUCUAGUGGAGAAUAUUUAGCAAUUAAAGUAGGCGAUUUUGCGGAAUAUAGACAAAAAUUUUCGGGACUUGUCAUGGGUCACAAUGAAUCAAAAGUGUAUUGUUUAAAUGGUUCUUCUAUUGUCACAUUAGAGGUACCCUUAUCAUUAUUUAUGUAUCAAUAUAUUGAUAUUGGUCUUUUUUCUAAUGCUUACAACAUGGCAUGUCUUGGAGUAGCAGAUUCUGACUGGUUUGCUUUAGGAACAGCUGCUUUAAAAAAUUUGGAAUUAAAUAUUGCAUACUCUUCCUUUGCUAGAAUAAAAAAUUUAAAAUAUAUAGAAGUUUUAUCUGAAGUGGAAGAAAAACUUAAAUCUGGAGAAUGGGGAAGAGAAGCAUGCAUGGCUACUGCUGCAGCUGCUAUGGGAAAACUGAAAGAUGCUGCAAAACUUUUCCAAAAAGCUGGUUUACAACAAUAUGCAUUAACUAUGUACUCUGAUCUACGUAUGUUUGAUAUUGCACAAGAAUUUAUUGUUAGUGGAAAUAAUCAGGAUCGUACAAUUUUACUUCGUAAACGAGCAGAAUGGGCUAAAAGUCUUGGAGAACCUCGUGCUGCGGCAGAAAUGUUUCUUUCAGCUGGAGAUGUUGAUCGCGCCAUAAAUAUAAUCGCAGAGUAUGGCUGGAUUGACAUGUUAAUUAAAGUUGGCAGACAACUUGAUAAAGCAGAUAGAGAUAAUUUAACUGUAAUUGCUAAAAAAUUAAAAAAGCUGGGUGCAACUCAUGGUGCAGCAGAAAUUUUUAAUCGCUUAGGAGAUGAUCCUGAUGUAGCGGAUGUUUUAGUAGAAGCUCAAGCUUGGCCAGAAGCAUUUGAAUUAGCUGAGAGAAAUCCCAAACUGAAAGCUAGAAUAUAUGGACCAUAUGCUAGAUGGUUGGCAGAAACUGGACAUUUUUCUGAAGCACAAAAGGCAUUUCAAAUAGCUGGGCAAUCAAACGAAUCUGUGAUGGUUUUAAUAAUGUUGGCUAGAAAUGCAGUUACUGAAAAAAGAUUUCGCGAUGCAUCUUACUUUUAUUGGCUUCUUUCUCAAAUCAGCUUAAAUCUUAAUAAAACUGUGGAUGAAUUACAAACAAUGUUUCUUCAAUAUUAUGAAAAGGCUGAAAUCUAUUACGCAUAUCACGAAGUACAUAAAUAUGUAGAAGAACCAUUUACAUCAUUAAUGCCAGAAGCUCUUUUUAACAUUGCGCGAUUUCUUCUAACUAAAACAGAAAAUAUUCAAAUAGAAGGAGUUUCAAGAUUCACCAUAAUAUACACAUUGCUAAAACAAGCUUCUUUGCUUGAUGCUAAUAAACUAACUAUGCAAUUACUUGAGAAAUUACGAAAAACAAAAAUUCCAGUAAAUCAACUUAGCCAAUUAGAAAUUUCAAAUUUAAAUGCUAGAGCAUCUUCUUAUAGAGAUCCUGAAGAACUUUUACCUCUUUGCUAUAAAUGUUCGACCUUUAAUCCCCUGUUGCCAUCAAAUAAUCAGGGACAAUGUGUGCAAUGUGGUCUAAAAUUUCAGUAUUCUUUCGUAAUGUUUGAAAUUUUACCAUUGGUCGAAUUUGAACUAGAAGAAAAUAUUUCUGAUGAAGAAGCAGAAAAAUUAAUAAAUGACUCAUUAUCAUCGUCCGAUGAUAUUACAACUACAAAUCAAUUUUCUGUCACCUCUGAAAUUGAUCUUUUUACAGCACGAUUAAUGAAAUACGAGGAAAAAUCUAGUUCUUCUACUAUAAUCGUGGGAAGAAAUGUCUUAAAAAGUAUGGAUCCAUGUACAGUAUUAAUUAUUAAAUGGCCAAAACCAUUUAAAACAAAGUAUUUUAAAAAUCUCUUACCUGAUUUACAAAUUACAUUUUGUAAAUCUUGUUUAAAGUUAUUUCAUUCGGAUGACUAUGAACUGGCUUUAUUAAGACAUGGAUAUUGUCCAUUUUGCAGAACAGUAAAUAAAAUUUCCAAUUAGUGCUUUUUGUUAAUCUAGAUACGUUUAUAUAAGUACAAUAUUAUUUUUACUGUAAUAAAUUAUUACCAUUAUAAAUUAAAUUUAACUUAAGUUAAAGUAAUUUAAUGUACGUAAUUUGUAUUAACCCCAUUGCAGACGAAUGUCAUUGCGAUUGUGCUAACAUACUCGUAUACUUUAAAUUCGGCAAUUAUAUAUUUCUGAUAACAGAAUUGUACAUUAUACAGGGUUGAUUAUUCAAGACGAGCCAUCUAAGUAAUUUUUUCAAUUCUGGAGAUGAAAUGAAAUGUUUGAAACAAAAAUUUUGUGAUCGCGAUAAUGAUUUCGACAAAGCUUGUUUACGUUUUGAAUUGAUUGAGUAUGAUUUUGUUAACAAAGCCGAGAAUAUGUUUCAGCGUUCACCAAUUUUCAUUUUUCACUCAUUAUUACAUCCGUGAUCUUGAAUGACCACGACCAUUGAAAUAGUUUUGAGAAGGAUUAUAACCGUAAAAGUUCAAAUAUACAUAGUCCCACUUAAAAAAAUGAAAGUGACUUUUAAAUUUCAUAAUUUCCACCUGAUAAAAAGUUUAGUUCAUUAUGUAAUGACUCCCCUCGGAACCAAACAACUUUUGUUUCAAACAUUUCUCUUUAUGUUCAAAAUUGAAAAAAUUAUUCAGAUGACCUGGUUUAAGUGACUCAUCCUGUAUAAACUUAUUAAAUCGCACAGUUGCUUCGUUAUGAGAUUAUAACGAUAUUGUAUCGUUCGGUUUGUACCGAGAUCUGUACCUUUAUUUAUUCUAUUCGCUUUUUUAAAUAUUUUUGCACAUAUCUAUAAUUAAUUAUGUUUAAUGAAAUUUCUUAGAAAUUGGGAUUAAUAUUGUAUGAAGAGUCUGUCUGAAUUUAAUUAAUUCUAAGUAUAAGAUAUUAUAUAUGUAACAAAUUUAUCAUAUUAUCGAUGAACAUAUCUUUAGCCAAAUUUUAUGUGUAAUGGAUAUCUCGAUAAUCCAGUUAUAUAAACACGAAUAGUAGGUAGUAAGUUGGUUUUCAUUUGUACGCUAAUUGUUCUGAUUUCUUGAGUACCGUUGAACGAAAUCUUCAGAAGAAUUGAGAGUAUUUCGAACAGAUACAAUUUGAAAGAUGUUGCGUGUAGCUUACUUGACGAUCUUCCUUUUUGUAAAUAUCGUUAGUUAUAAAUUGGAUAAUGAUGAUAUCACGGAAAUUCCAAAUUCAAUGUCUCGCGGAAGGUGUAAGUAAUAGAAAAAUGAAUGAAAUUGUAUUUAAAGAUGACGAAGGUACAAAAUAAAAAUAAUAAAAAUUAUAAAAUUCAAUUAAUA